Messenger RNA from Chaetomium strumarium, 819 nucleotides. RefSeq names its product Metallo-dependent phosphatase-like protein. The record is from RefSeq and is a predicted model, not a curated record. The coding region runs from base 1 to 819 and encodes 272 amino acids. The transcript is spliced from 2 exons. NCBI's taxonomy places the organism in Eukaryota, Fungi, Ascomycota, Sordariomycetes, Sordariales, Chaetomiaceae. Gene Ontology annotation, molecular function: hydrolase activity.
AUGGAGGGUCUGUUGAGCAAAGUGCGGCAGCAUCUCGUUUCAAUGCCCCGAGUCCAGAUUCUUUCCGAUCUACACCUAGAAGUGGGGGACCAAUACUCGGCCUUCACCUUCCCCGUCUCCGCACCCUUUCUACUUCUGGGAGGUGAUAUCGGCCGCCUAAUCGAUUACGAUGCAUACCGCGGCUUCCUCCAAGCACAAGUUGUCCGCUAUAGGAGGGUAUUCUUGGUCUUAGGAAACCACGAGUUUUACGGACUGGAUUAUCCAUCUGGCCUCGAAGCCGCGCAACGUCUCUCGAAAGAGCCGACAUUGACAAACGGACUGUCUAGCCUGACUAUUCUGGGAUGUACACUCUGGUCAGCAAUCCCAGCAGAUUCGUCCAGCGUUGUCGAGGCGAAGGUCAACGACUUCAAGAAGAUUGAGCUGUGGAGCGUACAAAAGCAUAACCAGCUUCAUACCGAAGAAGUCGAUUGGCUUCGGGACCGAGUCGUACAGGUCAUGACCGACGCGGCUUCCGGGAAGAGCCGCCUUCUCAUCGCCACACAUCACGCCCCGUGUAUUGAGGGCACGUCCCGACCAGAACACACCAGCAACCCCUGGACGUCGGCAUUUGCGACCGAUCUUAUAGAUGGAAACGGAUGGGAGGGUGUCAAGGUGUGGGUGUUUGGCCACACGCAUUACUCAAGCCGGUUCGUACGGGACGGCAUCAGGGUGGUAUCGAAUCAACGGGGAUACGUUCUCCCUGGUGCCACUCGAGCAAUGGGAGGCAGCAAAUCGAAGCAUAGGCAGGAGUUUGAUGCGUCCAUGGUCAUUACUGUGUGA